Rana temporaria (common frog) is the source of this 6896-nucleotide messenger RNA. RefSeq names its product signal induced proliferation associated 1 like 3 (gene SIPA1L3). Gene Ontology annotation, cellular component: plasma membrane; Golgi apparatus; cytoplasm. Gene Ontology annotation, biological process: epithelial cell morphogenesis; regulation of small GTPase mediated signal transduction; establishment of epithelial cell polarity. The coding region runs from base 603 to 5618 and encodes 1671 amino acids. The transcript has 24 exons. The record is from RefSeq and is a predicted model, not a curated record. NCBI's taxonomy places the organism in Eukaryota, Metazoa, Chordata, Amphibia, Anura, Ranidae. Gene Ontology annotation, molecular function: protein binding; GTPase activator activity.
GGGCGUGCCGUGUAGUGUCGCUGUGGGAAGCGCUGUGAUCGGUGGAGCUCGGAGUGGGAUUCCGGGGGGAGCCGAUGUCGAUCGGUGACAACUGUGGAGUCAGAGGUGACCUGUUGGUAUUGUAGAAUCUUUUGGAUCUCGUGCUCCGGGAUUGAAGAGUGCCUGUUCUGCGUUUACAGCUGUCAUUUUUCUGGGCCAAGACAACUUUGUGUGGCCCGUUCAGCUGUUGUAUAUUUUGGGUCUGAUUGCUGGAACAGUUUUUGUGUGGAUUAUGUGACUACUGGUGCCUAAACCUACAAAGGGAUCCUGAGGAAGAAGCCAUAAGACGAGAAUCACUUGGCUUAAUCAUUGCUGCUUACCUGCCUGGCUUGAAUAUAGAAAGCAUUAGCCAAAUCAUCUCCUUGCUGCCUGCUGACACUGGUACCUUCUGAAAUGAUCUGCCUUUUCCACUGACAUGAAUGUGAGCAGAAGUGGCUGUUCCGUGAAUUCUACUGCCCAAAACAUUUUCCAUACCAAGCCCCAAUGAUGGUUCUGCACUCUGGCAUUACAAAGAACUGUGACACAUUUUUGCUCAAUGUGGAUAUUUAUGUCUGUAUUAGAGCAUGACAAGCUACAGAUCCUAUCAAAAUGAUGGAGUGGAGUCCGGGGGCACAUCCAUGAAAGCGAAUGAUAUUGGUCGGGGAUCGGACUAUUAUACCCAAGGCUACUGGGGACAGAACAACAAUGGCAUGCAACAUGGUGCAGAGGUAUCCAGGUUCAGCUCCAUCACCCCAGCAAUGCCAAAAAUGGGGGUACGAGCCAGGAUCGCCGACUGGCCUCCCAAAAAGGAUACCCAGAAAGAGACAAUGACUCCUAGCCCAUCAAGGGAAAUGGAAGGGUCAAAGGAUUUCCACCAGCAAAGGAGUUAUCCAAACGGACAAUAUUUUCAAAGUAAUGGGGGUUCCCCGAGAUUUAGGGCUCUUCACAGGUUGCCAAGAAAGAGGUCCAAAGAUGUCGAGUUCCAAGAUGGUUGGCCCCUAUCGCCAGGCAGGACAUUUAUUACUCUUCGGAACCGAAGCAACAGUGAGACAACACUCAGCGAGUGUGAUGUGGAUAUUUCUAUGGAGCCCAGGGGGUCAAAAUUCAGCAAUGGCAUGCCACUGUUCAGAGAGUAUGGCAGCACCUCUUCCAUCAAUGUGCAAGGAGUGUCUGAACAGAGCUUGUUUGAUAUGCUUAAAGAUCUCAGAAAUGAAAAGCAUGACAAAGGCAACGAGUCACCUAGCCGAAGUAGUAGUCAUCUCCAUGAUGACUCCAGCACCGCUUCUAAUCUACACUUAUUAGGGAGCUCCAGAACAGACCUCCGCAAUGGACAGUUUCAGAGAGAUGAUGGUACCCUAAAGGACAAACAAAAAAAGCGAAACCCCAAGGGGGAUUCCAGUGACUCGUCUAUAUUUCGCAAGCUGAGAAGCAACAAGAGUGAAAACGAGCCUGGAAAGUCCUUCAUGGAGCCAGACGAAAGCGCGAAGCACUGGAUGUGCCCAAAGACACUUGGCCACUAUGAUGUACAGAGCAUGCUGUUUGACCUUAUUGAAGUGGCGGCCAACCGGAACUACGUUGCCCAAAGACGCAACACUACAACGGGGGCCUCUGCUGCAUCAGCGGUUUCCCUAGCAGUGUCUAAAGCCUUUGGUCUGGGCAACAUGGACCCCAAGUUCACCAGCACGGAAGACCUAAACUUUAAGGAGAACCUGGAGCAUGACCUGGGAGACAACAACAGCAAUGACCUCCUCCUCAGCUGUCCACAUUUUCGUAACGAGACGGGAGGAAUGUCUGAACGUAAUGUGAGCUUCUCAAGAGCAUCAGCAGGUUCCCCAAAUGGAAGUGAAGGAGGCUUUCUGGAGCCAUCCCUUUCUAUGUACUGUACCAAUGCCAGCAUAUCGGUCUUGGAAGUCUCCAAGGAAAUACAGAAGACCCAAGGGAGGUUAAAACCGUAUAGCAUUGAGCAUGUAGAUUUAGGGGCUCGGUAUUAUCAAGAAUAUUUCCACAAUAAAGAACACUGUAAUUAUUUUGGAGUAGACGAGAAGCUGGGUCCUGUCGCUGUGAGUCUGAAAAGAGACAAACUGGAAGACAGCAAGGAUCACGGACCACAAUUCCAGUACAGGAUCAUCUUCAGAACCAGUGAGUUGGUAACACUGAGAGGAAUGAUCAACGAAGAUGCUGUGCCAACCGCAGCUAAACAUGGCAGUGUCCGCGGUCUGCCUCUGAAGGAUGUCUUGGAAUCCGUCAUUCCUGAGCUUAGUAUACAAGGUCUUCGCUUGGCCAUGAAUUCUUCCAAAGUGACCGAGCAGCUUCUGAAACUGGAUGAACAGGGGCUCUGCACGAAACACAAGGUGGGCAUCCUGUACUGCAAAGCUGGCCAGAGCUCAGAGGAGGAGAUGUACAACAAUGAAAGCGCUGGACCAGCCUUUGAGGAAUUCCUGACCUUGUUGGGGGAGAAGGUCUGUCUGAGAGGCUUCCAGAAGUAUGCUGCCCAGCUGGACACCAAAACGGAUUCCACAGGAUCGCACUCGUUGUAUACCAACUACCAGGACUAUGAAAUCAUGUUCCACGUGUCUACAAUGCUGCCAUACACCCCAAACAACAGACAGCAGCUUCUUAGGAAAAGACACAUAGGAAAUGACAUUGUGACCAUCAUCUUCCAGGAGCCCGGUGCUCUUCCCUUUACUCCUCAGAAUAUUCGUUCACACUUCCAGCACGUCUUCAUUAUUAUUCGAGCCCAUGAGCCUUGCACUGAAAAUGUCUGCUACAGAGUGGCUGUUACAAGAUCCAAAGAUGUCCCUCCUUUUGGUCCUCCAAUCCCCAAUGGUGUCACGUUUCGGAAAUCUGAUGUGUUUCGUGAUUUUCUUCUGGCCAAAGUGAUUAACGCAGAGAAUGCGGCACACAAGUCAGACAAAUUCCACACAAUGGCUACUCGUACAAGGCAGGAAUAUCUCAAGGACUUGGCUGAGAACUAUGUCACCAAUACGCCCAUCGAUACCACAGGCAAGUUUAACCUAAUCUCCCUGACCUCCAAGAAGAAGGAGAGGAUCAGAGCGCGGGCCGGAGCGGAGCUGAACAGUACUGGUGCCCUGUGCUGGCGGGUCAUGGCUCAAGACUUCUCCCAGGCAGCGGAAACAGAGUGCAUUUUAGGCAUCUCAAAUGAGUUCAUGGUCCUGAUAGAGACUGUGACAAAGGAAGUGGUGUUUAACUGUUACUGCGCUGAUGUAAUUGGCUGGACACCGGAUCCACUGUCCCUCAAGAUCUUUUAUGGUCGCGGUGAUCAUAUCCUUGUAAGGACACUGGAUAGUAUCGGAGAAGAUAUCCGGGAGAUUGUUCAAAGGUUAAAGAUCAUGACCACGGGCUGUGAAACAGUAGACAUGACCCUGCGCCGUAAUGGACUUGGCCAGCUUGGCUUCCAUGUCAAGUAUGAUGGCACAGUAGCGGAGGUUGAGGAUUAUGGAUUUGCUUGGCAAGCUGGCUUGCGCCAGGGCAGUCGACUGGUCGAGAUAUGCAAGGUGGCCGUGGUGACGCUGACCCAUGAUCAGAUGAUCGAUCUUCUCCGGACUUCAGUCACAGUGAAAGUAGUAAUCAUACCUCCUCAUGAAGAUGGGGUGCCACGAAGGGGAUGGUCCGAGUCCCAGGAACUCAGCUCAAUGGACCACAAGGACACUGAAGGUGGUGCCACCGGUCCCCGGCCUCCAUUCCGCAGCAGCACAACCUGGCAGUGGAGCGGCUCUGCUACCCACCAGGGGGCCAGCCCUUCUCAGAAGUGGGUAACUCCCAGCUAUGCACUUUCACUGAACCGGACACCCAAACAGGUUCCAGCCGUGCCUAUACGAGAGCCACAGCCACUUCACAACAACAGAAGGCCGUUGAGCUAUCCAGAGACUCCUUAUAUCGCCACAUCCCCGACAGCCAUAGAUAAAGGACAGCCUUACAGACACCCCUCUGGGAGCUUCUCAACACCCACCUCCUCCGGGGGAGGGUACGGCCGCUACAAGCCGACUCCGGACAGGUUUAGCACACCACAACGUUCUAUACUACAGACAGAACCUUACAGUAUCCAAGAUGGCGUGUCCAGCCAAGAGAUAAACUCCGACCGGCAAAAACCUGAGCCUCUCUGGCACAUCCCAUCACAGACCCGAGUGGCAUCCAGUGUGACCAAGCGACCAAACCGACAGGAGCUGGCCGGCAAGAGUUCUCCACAUCGACACUCUAGGGGGGAGACCCAGUACUCCAGUCACUCCAGCAGUAACACCUUGUCCAGCACUGCCUCCAGUAACCAGAGCGAUGAGCGUUGGUUUGACCCUCAGGAGCAGCCUGAAGUAGACCUGGAGCCCCUAUCUAAAGGCACUUCAAACGACAGUGGGAUCGACACCUCCCUGCCUAACUUCCAUCUAAGCCGGCAGCCUCGCCGCGAGAAACUGCCAAAACCCGUGUCGUGUUCUACCUAUCCUGGCAUGCAUGACGGCUCCCGAGAAAAGAGGAAAGAGCAGAUGUCCUCAAGCAAAGGCUAUAGGCCAAAAAUGUACCCUGCAGGGAAUGGAGCCGUAGAAGCUGUAAGCCAGUCAAGAUCCAACGUGUUUCAGACCCCAGACAGUUCUCGGAACCAGCAGAUGUCCCAGUCGAGCUCCUUCCAGCUUUCCAGCUCUGUGCCCAAAUCCUUUUUCUCCCGACAGAAUGUGAGAAAUCAGAUCCCGGCUGGCUGGAAGAAGCCAGAGGAAACGCCACCACAAAGACCAACCACGUUUACUGAUCCCAAAAAACAAGUCGAUGUGAACACAAAGAACGUGUUUGGUCAACCCAGGCUUCGGGCCUCCCUGCGAGAUCUACGAUCACCUCGUAAGAAUUACAAGUCCACCAUUGAGGAUGAUCUGAAAAGGCUGAUUAUUAUGGAUAAUACGGGGCCAGAGCAGGAGCAGGAAUGCACGUCACCACAGAAGACCUUACACAGAACACUAUCAGAUGAGAGCCUGUGCAGUGGUCGUAGAGAUGCCGGAUUUGCCUGCUCUUCAACAAUGGGCAGUGAAGAAAUUUUCGCCAACCCAUACCCAUCCAGUACCCUUCCAGGCCGCCGGCAGCACCAGUCCAGCAUGCCAGAGAAAUCUGCCGCCAUCUCUUCCUCUGAACUCUCACUCUCUGAGAUCCGGGACUCCAGACACAUAGACCCAGGAAUGAUGCCACUGCCAGACACGGCCGCUGGAUUAGAGUGGUCUAGUCUCGUAUGCGCAGCCAAGGCCUUUGAAGUGCAGAGAGCUGCUUCGCUCUUCUCCCUGAACGAAGUUGCCCUGAGUCCAGUACAAAGCGGAGGCACCACACACCUGAGCUUGGAGAGGGUGCACACACCGCGCAGCACCCCCACCUCCGGGGAUGAAUUGCUUCCAGACCUCCCUGGCAAGGUUAUGCAACUGGAAGUAAUGCUGAAACAACUUCACACGGACCUGCAGAAGGAGAAGCUGGACAAAGAGGCUCUGCAGAUGGAGGUGGCCAAUCUCCGACAGAAUAACCAGCGGCUUCAGAUAGAAUCACACUCAGCCAGUGAGCAGCUAAAGAAAUUUGCCAAAAUAAUUACUGGCACGGUGGAGAAAAAGGAUCAUUAGCUCCCUUCUCCUUUUAUUGAGGUGACUGAACCUGCCACGGGGGCCAGAGUGCUGACACAAUGGUACAUAUUGGGCAUUGCAUUCUCCAGAUACAUCGGGGGGCGGCCUUUCCCUUGACAUGUCCUGCAGUGCAUUGUGGGGCUUCAUUUUUUUAUCAUGGAUGCAAGAUUUCACACUUGUCACUUUGUAUCAACAACACAUUUCUUUAUGUACAGAAAAAAAAAACAUUUUUUUUCCUUGCUUUGUAGAUUUGUACAAAUUAAAACCCUGACAGGGGCGAUUAUAUAAGAAAAAAAAUUGUAUUUUUGCCUCAUUGUCUUCACACAAAAAAUAAAAAAACACCUUGCAUCAGGAAUUAUGCAAAAUAGACUCCCGGCAAGGGCAAUGCAAACCUCCUGGAAAAUAAUGUUAUAUAUGAAUAUAUAUAUUUAAUGCUGUAUAGGAAAAUGAUUAUACGCAAGGGGUAAAAAGGUGUCUGAAUGAACAGUUACGUUUCAUACAAAUUUAUUUUAUUAUGACCUCAGUCUAACUGGGUGCGAGAGAUUUCCAUGUAUAUUUUGUUAAUAUGACAUGUAUAUAGUAUUCCAUCUGUUUUGUUAAUGGGGGAAGAACUGACCUUACCUGCAUCUUUGUCGAUUUGCUAGAAAUAUCUUAAAAUUUGUGCAAAUUACAAACUGCAAGUUUACAUUGAAAUUCCUUCUCAGCAUUGUACAUUUCUGUGUAUCGUCAAAGUAAAGAUAUUAUUUAUACUUGAAUUUUGGAAUUUGCAUUUACCGUUGGCUUAUCUGUUGGUGAGAAUAAGGCAAGCAUUAAAGUAUUUUUUUUAAUAUAUAAAAACAAUACAAAAAUGUUGACUGAAAAGGAAACAUUUUCCUCUUCCGGGUUCCCUCAGCUGUGAGUGCUCAUCCACAUUCAGGCUUAAAAACAUAUAAUUCCUUCUUCACCAGCCAUUGUCCUCCAAUCAGGUCUCACCGGAACUGUUUGACAGGCAGAAGCAGCCAUUUUUAAAUCUAAACUGACCGAAUCAGCCAUUUUGAAAAAACAAACAAAAACAAAGCGUGAAGUAGCCAUUUUUGAGUCUUUCCGUCUGCGCAUCUGGAGAAGAUGGACGACGUUUGUUACUGGACCUCAGCUCGCACCAGGCCGUACGCCGUUACUGCUGUGCAAGAUGCAUGAUGGCUUGGAGCUUGUUAAAGAACUUAACUUAUUUUCUAAAUGAGGGCUGCCAGAAACCGAUACUGUAUACUGUUAUAUUUGUAUAAAUGGUUCUACACUUUC